AUGCUGCAACUUAAGGCGGUGGACCGCAUCCAGGCCGGGGAACGGGACAAAGAAGAGCGAGUGCGGGAGGCCCGUGUGGAAAACAUCAAGCUGAAGCAUGAAAUCCAAAACCUUGAAACCAUCUUGAAAGCUCAGGGAGAACAGGUAGAGGGUCAACACUUUAUGGACUUUGAGCGCAUGAAGAAAGAGAAUCAGAAACACAGUGAAAAGAUCGACGACCUCAGUGACGAAAUCCUGAAGCUCCAAAAGAAGGUAUCGAACACAGUACAUAUUCUCAGCCAGUUCAGGGAAAAACUACAGUUUGUGGAAGCUGAAAAUGAAGGCAGAAGGGCUGAACUGCUGGACAUUGAGACUGUCUUGUCACAGAAGAGAGACAUUCUGACCAAAACCAAACAGGCCAGAGACAGACUGCGGAGAAACAACUUGAAAUUGCAGCAGAAACGUGGGUUGCUUGGAAAUGAGACGCUGCUUCGGGACUUUGAGGAAAAGGUGGAUACUGUAGAGCUGCUGACUCAGCGAUUGGAAACUCUGAAAUGUCACCAUGCUGGUCUGAUCCUUACUUGUAGGGGAAUUCAGAAAAAAAUCAAGGAAGCCAAUUCCUCUCUCUCUGCUGAGGUUGACUAA
This is a messenger RNA of Aptenodytes forsteri (emperor penguin), 624 nucleotides long. RefSeq names its product coiled-coil domain containing 96 (gene CFAP184). The transcript has 3 exons. The coding region runs from base 1 to 624 and encodes 207 amino acids. Lineage: Eukaryota; Metazoa; Chordata; Aves; Sphenisciformes; Spheniscidae. Gene Ontology annotation, cellular component: ciliary basal body; axoneme. The record is from RefSeq and is a predicted model, not a curated record. Gene Ontology annotation, biological process: cilium assembly.